Messenger RNA from Erinaceus europaeus (western European hedgehog), 780 nucleotides. RefSeq names its product granzyme H-like. Gene Ontology annotation, molecular function: serine-type endopeptidase activity. NCBI's taxonomy places the organism in Eukaryota, Metazoa, Chordata, Mammalia, Eulipotyphla, Erinaceidae. Gene Ontology annotation, cellular component: intracellular membrane-bounded organelle; cytoplasm. Gene Ontology annotation, biological process: proteolysis. The record is from RefSeq and is a predicted model, not a curated record.
AUGCUCCUGCUCUUGCUGGCCUUUCUUCUGUCCCCGGGGGCUGUGACAGAGGAGAUCAUCGGGGGCCAUGAGGCCAAGUGCCGUCCCCACCCCUACAUGGCAUUAGUUAAGUUCCUGACUAAGGAUAGCUGGAAACGGUGUGGCGGUAUCCUCGUGUGGAGGGACUUUGUUCUGCAAACAGCUACUCACUGCUGGGGAAGCUCCAUCACUGUCACCCUGGGGGCUCACAACAUCAGCAAGCCUGAGAGCACCCAGCAGGUCAUCAAUGUGAACAGAGCUUUCCGUCACCCAGACUAUAAUUCUAAAAACCUCUCCAACGACAUCAUGCUGCUGAAGCUGAUGAGAAAGGCCAAGCUGACCUCAGCCGUGAAGCCCCUCAGCCUGCCCAGCCCCAGGGCCCAGAUGAGGCCAGGACAGGUGUGCAGUGUGGCCAGUUGGGGCAUGGUGGUCAUGGGCACUUUAGCCACCACCCUGCAGGAGGUGCAUCUGACAGUCCAGAAGAAGCAGAUGUGUGAAGCCUCCAUCUUCCAAGGCUUUUAUAGCCGAGACACCCAGAUCUGCGUGGGGGACCAGAACAAGAUGAAGAGCAGCUUCAAGAAGCCACCCAUGCCCAGGGGCCCAGGGGAUCUGGUGUGUGGUGACAACUCAGCCCAGGGGAUCUUCACCUACGGACAAAGGAAUGGGACACCUCCAGGAGUCUUCAUCAAGAUCUCAUCCCUCCUGCCCUGGGUAAGGAGGACAAUGAGGCACCCCCUGCAUUGGAGGUAUGGCAGCCAGUAA